AUGGCCGAGUUUUUGGUCUUCGUGGGCGCCCUCGUCGCCGGGACGGGUUGCUCCCUCUGCAGCAAGGUGCUGCUGUCCAUGCAGAGCGUGGGCCUGAGCGGCGAGCUCGAGUCGUUCCAGAACCCGCUGUUCCAGACCUGGGGCAUGUUCCUGGGCAUGGUCUUCGCGCUGCCGGUGCACUUCCUCAUGGAGGCGAACAAGCGGCGCAAGAAGAAGCGCGGCUACGCGACGAUCGGCGACGACGCGCCCGAGUUCAAGGAGAUCACGGGGUCCACGUACCUCCUCCUGGCGAUCCCGGCGCUCUUCGACCUCGCGGCGACGGCGCUCUGCAUGUUCGGCCUCACUUACAUCGCCGUGUCCGUCUACCAGAUGCUCCGCGGCGCGGCGAUCGUCUUCGUGGCGAUCCUCAAGCACUUCGUCAUCAAGGACAAGCUCAGCGGCUUCAUGUGGGUCGGCGUCGGCCUCAACGUCGUGUCCAUCCUGCUCGUCGGCGCGACGGCGUCGUCGUCGGGCGGGCCCGAGGGCAAGGACCCGCUCGUCGGCGUCGGCCUCAUCCUGGCGGGCGCGUUCGUGCAGUCGCUGCAGUACGCGUUCGAGGAGAAGGUCAUGUCCGGCGACGUCGGCGCGCCGCCGCUGCUGGUCAUCGGCAUGGAGGGCUUCUGGGGCUUCUUCGUCUGCACCUUCGUCCUCUACCCGCUCCUCUACGGCCUCGGCGUCGAGGACCCGUUCGACACGUGGGUCAUGUUCAGGAACUCGACGGAGAUCCAGGGCAUGUUCCUCCUCUACUUCGUGUCCAUCUUCUUCUACAACAUGCUCGCGGUCCUCGUGACCUUCAUGCUCAACAGCGUCUGGCACGCGAUCCUCGACAACUUCCGGCCCAUCACGGUCUGGGUCACGGACCUCUUCCUCUUCUACGCCGUCACGGCGGGCUCCUUCGGCGAGGCCUGGGUCUGGCCCGGGUCCUACAUCCAGGUCCUCGCCCUCGCCGUGCUCCUCUACGGCACCGCGGUCUACAACGGGUCCGUCAAGGUCCCGGGCUGCGAGUACCCGCCGGAGCCGUCGCUCGUGCCCGCGUCGCCGCUGCCCGUCGUCCGCGCGUCGCCGUCCCUCCAGGCGUCGUCGCUCCUCAAAUCGCCCCUCAUCCACGGCACGCCCGGCUCCCGCGGCACGCCCGCGUCGCGCCGCAUCCCGCAGACGAUCACGGAGCUCCCGGCGAAGCCGGGCGUCUCGCGCACGAACUCCAUGUAG
Molecule: messenger RNA, 1248 nt
Organism: Aureococcus anophagefferens
Lineage: Eukaryota; Pelagophyceae; Pelagomonadales; Pelagomonadaceae
Exons: 1
Coding region: 1-1248 (415 amino acids)
Cellular component (GO): membrane
Source: RefSeq, a predicted model, not a curated record